AUGGCUGGCCCAGAUCAAAUCCAUGAUACUUCAUUACCCAUUAGAGAGCGGAUGGAAGCGCUUGUCCGUUUGAAGCAACAAGAAAUUACCAAAGCAAUAGCAGACUUGGACACUGUUACAUUCCACACUGAUGCAUGGACAAGAGGUAACAACGGUGGUGGUGGCCAAUCGAUGGUUUUGCAAAAUGGUACAACUUUUGAAAAAGGCGGUGUCAAUAUCUCGGUGGUGCAUGGAAAAUUGCCUCCUCAAGCUGUUGAGAGAAUGAGAGCCGACCACUCCAAUUUAAGAGGAAGCAGUAAAGACGGAAGUGUUGAUUUUUUUGCUUGUGGUUUGUCGCUUGUUAUCCACCCAAUAAAUCCUCAUGCACCAACAACACACUUGAACUAUAGGUACUUUGAAACCACGGACCCAGACACGAACGAGGUUCAGACCUGGUGGUUUGGUGGUGGUGCUGAUUUGACACCUUCCUAUCUAUACGAGGAGGACGCCAAACUUUUCCAUCAAAAGCACAAGGAUGCCUUGGACAAAUACGAUGAAACAUUGUUUCCUAAAUACAAGAAGUGGUGUAAUGAGUACUUUUUGAUCAAACACAGAGGAGAGACUCGUGGGGUAGGUGGUAUUUUCUUUGAUGACUUUGAUUCCAAACCGGCGGAUGAAAUUUUGAAGAUUGUAGAGAGCUGUUUCGAUGCUUUUAUUCCAGCAUAUUGCCCAAUCAUUGAAAAACGUAAGGAUACGCCAUUCACACCUGAGCAAAAAAAUUGGCAACAGAUUAGAAGAGGAAGAUACGUUGAAUUCAACUUAGUUUUGGAUAGAGGCACUCAAUUUGGUUUGCAAACUCCAGGUUCCAGAGUUGAGAGUAUAUUAAUGUCGUUGCCUGCCACCGCAAGUUGGGUCUACGACCAUCAUCCUGAACCUGGCUCUGAGGAAGAUAAAUUGUUGCAAGUUUUAAAAAACCCAGUAGACUGGGUUUAG
Molecule: messenger RNA, 972 nt
Organism: Lodderomyces elongisporus
Lineage: Eukaryota; Fungi; Ascomycota; Pichiomycetes; Serinales; Debaryomycetaceae
Gene: HEM13
Product: coproporphyrinogen oxidase
Exons: 1
Coding region: 1-972 (323 amino acids)
Cellular component (GO): cytoplasm
Molecular function (GO): coproporphyrinogen oxidase activity
Source: RefSeq, a predicted model, not a curated record